GUUUUUAAUCACUGGGGAUUAUAGACAGAUGCCAUGCUAAUAUAUAAAGGGAGAGAAGUUGCAACAUGACUGGGGAAAUCAAAGCACGAUUUGAAGAAGAGUGUUCUACCUACCUAGACAUAUUAGAAAGAAUCAAAAAGAAAGAGAACGUAGUAGAAGGAUGGGGACCUGGGCAUUUUUGAUUGCUCUGCUGGUGGCCCUUUUGAUUCUGCGUUUCCUGGGCCAACUCUGGUCACAGAGACACUUCCCUCCUGGGCCUCUUUCUCUUCCUGUCAUCGGAGGCCUGUGGUGGAUUGUGACGAUGCUUCAUGAAAAUAUUCUGAUUGAGCUGGCAAGGCAGUAUGGAAACAUUUGCACUUUAUGGCUAGGACAUCUACCGUUGGUACUCCUGUCAGGCUACGAAGCUGUGAAAGAAGGACUGAUCGACCAUGCGGAAAAAUUGUCUGACCGACCGAGUACUCCUUUCUUUACACGUUUAGGAAAAGGAAGGGGUAUUGCACUUUCAAACGGUCACACUUGGAAGCAGCAGAGACGGUUUGCUGUAGUGACUAUGCGGAAGCUGGGUCUGGGGAAGAAAGGCAUGGAGCACCAAAUAGAAGAAGAGGCCCAGCAGCUGGUGGAGAUUUUUGCAUGUGCAAAGGGUCAGCCACUUGACCCUUCCUUGCCCAUCACUAAUGCAGUCUCCAAUGUGAUAUGUGCUGUGACCUUUGGACACCGGUUUUCUCUUGAAGAUGAAAAAUUCCAGAAAUUGACUGAAGCUGUUAAUAGUUCUAUAAAAUUUGUAGGCGGCAUAUUUCAUGUCCUGUAUGAAAUGUUCCCAUCAAUACUGAAACAUCUUCCAGGGCCUCACAAAAAGUUAAUAACUGCCUCACAUCUGGUGCUUUCAUAUGCAAAGGAGGAGAUAAAAAAGCAUAAGGAGCAACUGUCCUUUCAUGAGCCACAGGAUUUCAUGGAUUUCUAUCUACUUCAGAUGGAGAAAAACAAGAAUGACCCCAACUCUACCUUUGAUGAAGAGAACCUGGCUCAGGACAUUCACGACUUCUUUGGCGCGGGAACAGAGACAACCACCACUACUCUGAGAUGGGCACUUGUCCUCCUGACAAAUCAUCCAGAUAUCCAAGAUAAAGUCCUCAAGGAGAUAGAAGAUGUUUUCGUUUCUUCUCAAUCCAUCUCCUAUCAAGAUCUAAAGAAAGUCCCCUACACUAAUGCUGUGAUUCAUGAGAUACAGCGAUCAAACUAUGCCUUCUUUUUUGGGGCCCCAAGACAAUGUUCAGAGGACGUGAAGCUGGGUGGUUUUCUACUUCCCAAGGGGACCCUUGUUAUUCCAGACCUGCGCUCUGUUCUUCUGGAUCCUAAGCGAUGGGAGACUCCUAAAGAGUUCAACCCAAAUCAUUUUUUGGACAAGGAUGGAAAUUUUGUGACUAGAAAAGAAUUUCUGCCAUUCGGAGCAGGAGCUCGGGUGUGUUUGACGGAGCAGCUGGCGAGAAUCGAGCUCUUCAUCUUCUUGAUCAAACUGCUGAGGGCAUUCAGGUUUCAGCUGCCGGAAGGAGUGAAAAAACUCAGUCAAGAUCCUGUCAUGGGGCUCACAUUCCAACCCCCGCCUUAUAAAAUCUGUGCUGUUCCUCACAGUAGCUCAUCAUAAACAGAUAAAUGCAUUUAAAAUGGCUUACUAAUUACCGUAAAUUUCUCCCUCCUUACUUUUCAGUUAUGAAAAAAACACCACCCUGAAUUUGCUGUUUAUGCACAAAUGCUCAGUACUGAAUUCUUUCUGUGUAUGACUGGAGUGAGCUGGCAGGGCUCACCAAUGCGUCCCCCAUCUCUCCUGGCCUUAGUAGGCAUUCGGUCAAGGCAAACACAAUCCUCAGCACUCACUUGCCGGCUGACCAAGAAUUUGGCUUGAACCAU
Messenger RNA from Elgaria multicarinata webbii, 1905 nucleotides. RefSeq names its product cytochrome P450 2J5-like. The record is from RefSeq and is a predicted model, not a curated record. Gene Ontology annotation, biological process: xenobiotic metabolic process. Lineage: Eukaryota; Metazoa; Chordata; Lepidosauria; Squamata; Anguidae. The coding region runs from base 161 to 1642 and encodes 493 amino acids. The transcript has 9 exons. Gene Ontology annotation, cellular component: intracellular membrane-bounded organelle; cytoplasm. Gene Ontology annotation, molecular function: heme binding; iron ion binding; oxidoreductase activity, acting on paired donors, with incorporation or reduction of molecular oxygen, reduced flavin or flavoprotein as one donor, and incorporation of one atom of oxygen.